AGAACCGCCCAUGUUGACAACCUUCCACCUUCCCUUCCCUUCCCUCACACGCCCGGGGCCGGUGCGCGGUGGAUAUAAAGAGGCCGCACUGCACCGGGCAUACAUCGUCCCCGACGCUUCCCAACACAACAGACAUGAAACUCGUACUCCUCGCCUGCCUGGCCGCCGUGGCCGUUGCCGCUCCCCAGUUCAACGACGGCCGCCCAAUUGUCCUCGUCCUCCGUGACGACCGUCAGGACAACGGCGACGGAAACUUCAACUUCGCUUUCGAAGCCGAUAACGGUAUCGCGGAGGAGAGGAGCGGCACCCCCGGUCUGGAGGGCCAGUCCAACAUGCAGGGCUCCUUCAGGUUCCCUCUCCCUGACGGCACCUUCGCUGAGGUUCGCUAUGUCGCUGACGAAGGAGGUUUCCGCCCUGAGUCCCCGCUCCUCCCGACUCCCCACCCUCUCCCUGCCCACGCCAUCGAGCAGAUCCGCAUCGCCGAGGAGCAGCGAGCAGCGGGCAUCACCUUCGAAUAGAAUAAUCACCUUUUCACACAACGUUCCACACACUUCGCCGGCAUUUCUUCCUUGAUAUCCUUCUGUACUGAAUACAUUAUUUACAUUCCAUGUA
This is a messenger RNA of Portunus trituberculatus (swimming crab), 612 nucleotides long. RefSeq names its product cuticle protein AM1159-like. The coding region runs from base 135 to 518 and encodes 127 amino acids. The transcript has 3 exons. Gene Ontology annotation, molecular function: structural constituent of chitin-based larval cuticle. The record is from RefSeq and is a predicted model, not a curated record. Lineage: Eukaryota; Metazoa; Arthropoda; Malacostraca; Decapoda; Portunidae. Gene Ontology annotation, cellular component: chitin-based extracellular matrix.